AUACAGAUGUGUUUCAUAUCUCUCCAUAGGGAAAUCUGAAUUUGAUUACUCAAGCAUUGGGAGCUGUGGGACGUAAGGUACAGGUGAUACCUGACCCAACAACCAUGCAUUAUCGCCUACCGAAUGACCUUUCUAUUCGAGUAUGUAGAGACUAUGAUGACUUCAUUGCAGAGCUCGUGAACAGAUUCCCACAUGAAAAGGAAGGAAUUCUCAAGUUUUAUAGUGAAUGUUGGAAGAUCUUCAAUGCUUUGAAUUCCAUGGAAUUAAAAUCAGCAGAGGAACCCCUUCGGCUCCUCAGACAAUUUUUUAAGAAGCCACUCGAAUGCUUGACACUUGCUUUUUAUUUGCCCCAGAAUGCUGGCGACAUUGCUCGGAAGUUCAUAAAAGAUGCCCAGUUGCUCUCCUUUAUAGAUGCGGAGUGCUUCAUUAUCAGCACCGUGAAUGCUUUAAAAACACCAAUGAUCAAUGCAAGCAUGGUCCUAUGCGACAGGCAUUUUGGUGGAGUCAACUAUCCUGCUGGUGGAGUAGGAGAAAUUGCCAAAUCAUUGACAGAGGGUUUGCAAAGCCAGGGUAGUCAAAUACUAUACAAGGCAAAUGUAACCAAUAUUAUUGUUGACAACGACAAAGCUGUGGGAGUGAAACUGUCGGACGGGAGGAAUUUCUAUGCUAAAACCAUAAUAUCAAAUGCUACCAGAUGGGAUACUUUUGGGAAGCUUUUAAAGGAAGAGAAUCUGCCAAAGGAAGAAGAAAAUUUCCAGAAGAGAUAUGUUAAGGCACCUUCUUUUCUUUCUAUCCAUGUGGGUGUUAAAGCAGAUGUUCUACCAGCCAACACAGAUUGCCACCAUUUUAUCCUUGAGGAUGAAUGGGAAAAUUUAGAAAAGCCUUAUGGAAGUAUAUUUUUGAGCAUUCCAACCGUGCUUGAUCCAUCAUUGGCACCAGAAGGGUGUCAUAUUCUUCAUAUAUUUACAGUUUCAAGCAUAGAGGACUGGGAGGGGCUCUCUCAGAACAGUUACAAUGCAAAGAAGGAGCUUGUGGCCGACAGAAUCAUAAACAGGCUUGAAAAGACACUAUUUCCAGGCCUCAAAUCUUCCAUUGUUUUUAAGGAGGUAGGAACACCAAAGACACAUAGACGUUACCUUGCUCGUGAUAGUGGAACAUAUGGACCAAUGCCGCGCAAGGCUCCAAAGGGUUUGUUGGGGAUGCCAUUUAACACAACAGCUGUAAAUGGACUAUAUUGCGUUGGGGAUAGUUGUUUUCCAGGUCAAGGUGUCAUAGCCGUGGCCUUUUCUGGAGUAAUGUGUGCUCAUCGUGUUGCUGCCGAUCUAGGAUUUGAGAGGAAAUCCCCUGUGCUGGACAGUGCUUUUCUUGGGCUACUUGGUUGGCUACGAACAUUGGCAUGAUAACAUUGUACAUUUGUUCCGGUAUGAAUUAAACAUACAAUGAUAUAUUCACUUGCAAGUGGCAAUGUUUGAGCUCCCGGUAAAUCAGCAUGACACAUUAUAACUGUCCAUUGCUUCUCACUUUCUAUGAGGUUUUGGGCAACAAGUAUAGCAAUGCAUUGAUGGUCUAAUUACUCUUAUAGAACGGUAAGUGUUUGUUUUGAGUAAGUUUCUAUACAUCUUGACCCCAAAACUCCAAUGAAAUAGGGAUUUUGCUGGGUUUGCUGAUAUUUUAUGUAUGCCUAUUAUGUACUAUCUAUGAAGGAUUUGGCUCAAGUUAUGCAUACCAAAUACCAAUAAAACUACUGUUAUGCA
Messenger RNA from Cuscuta campestris, 1754 nucleotides. The record is from the annotation of a GenBank genome assembly. NCBI's taxonomy places the organism in Eukaryota, Viridiplantae, Streptophyta, Magnoliopsida, Solanales, Convolvulaceae.